Aphanomyces invadans is the source of this 1454-nucleotide messenger RNA. Its product is annotated as calcium/proton exchanger. Lineage: Eukaryota; Oomycota; Saprolegniomycetes; Saprolegniales; Verrucalvaceae. The transcript has a single exon. The coding region runs from base 55 to 1320 and encodes 421 amino acids. The record is from RefSeq and is a predicted model, not a curated record. Gene Ontology annotation, molecular function: calcium:proton antiporter activity. Gene Ontology annotation, cellular component: membrane. Gene Ontology annotation, biological process: intracellular calcium ion homeostasis; calcium ion transmembrane transport.
UCGGAGAGCCACAUUUGGCGAAGCUCCCCAGAAAGGACAGAGCGCGACCGCAGGAUGAUCAAGCGACAAGCGUCCAAGUUCUUGCGGACGCCGAGCAUGGAGGAGGAAGGAGGUGCUGAUGAAGCCACUCGGCUUCUCGAAUCCGCCCAAACCACCCCGACUGUAGUGUCCGUGGAAAGUGGGGCCGUGGGAGCCGCGUCCACAACGACCCACGUCUCAUUUGUCCAUGCCGUCCGCAACAUCUUGUUCGGAUCGUAUGUGAACUUGUUUCUGGUAUUUGCGCCUUUUGCAGUGUGGUCGUACCUUGCGGAAUGGGGCGACAUUCCCGUGUUCGUGUUCAACUUUCUCACGAUGCUCCCCCUCGCGAGCAUGUUGGGAGAUGCCACGGAGGCUCUAGCAUUCCAUGCAGGCGAUACGAUUGGCGGGCUCGUGAAUGCCACGUUUGGCAACGCUGUCGAAGUUAUCAUUGCUAUCUUUGCCCUCAAGAAAGGCGAAGUCGCGCUCGUCCAAAGUUCGCUAAUCGGAUCCAUGCUGUCCAACAUGCUUCUCGUUCUUGGGUCUUGUUUCAUCGCUGGCCACGUCGGUGGCGCGAGUGAGUCCGUCUUCAAUGCUCAAAGCGCGUCCGUCAACAUGUCGCUCCUCUUCUUGUCCAGUUUUGCCAUGUUGGUGCCGUCCUAUUACCAGUACAGCAAGCCCUCGAUCGACCUCCCUCUUCUGAACAACGACGACGCGGUCCUGGGGCUGUCACACAUUUCUGCAUUGUUUCUCAUUCUCAUGUAUAUUCUGCUCAUGGUAUACCAACUCGUGACCCACCGUGCCAUCCUUGCAGAGAAGGACGAGGACGAAGAAGAGCCCGAGCUUUCGUUCCAAGGAUCGUUGGUUGUGCUGCUCGUCAUGACGUUACUCGUGUCGCUGUUCUCCGAGUUUCUCGUUUCGUCUGUCGACGGGUUCACUGUCAGUGCUGACAUCCCCAAGCCAUUUGUCGGGAUCAUUUUGCUGCCGAUUGUCGGCAACGCUGUCGAACACAUUACCGCGAUCAAGGUCGCGUUGAAGAAUAACAUGGAGCUCGCGAUGGGUGUCGCCGUCGGCAGCGCGACUCAAAUUGCCGUAUUUGUCGUGCCUGUGUGUGUCAUUGCGGGGUGGCUCAUGGGCCAACCCAUGACGUUGGCGUUCAAUGCGUUCGAAGCAAUGACGUAUGUCGUGUCCAGUGUAAUUGUGUACGUGGUCGUAGCUGAUGGAAAGAGCAAUUGGCUCGAAGGCGCCAUGUUGAUCGUGCUGUACUGUCUUGUUGGUGUUGCCUUGCUCGAGAUCUCCAUCUAAAUUGCCCGUGCAUCCCAUCGAGGGGUUCAAACACCGUGUGCCGUAGUCCCUGCCAAGCUAAUUCUCAUGGAUUGUACAUAAUUCACCUACUCGAUUUGCAUACACCGCUCUGGCGUAUGCAUUUCUUCGACAUA